This is a messenger RNA of Coffea arabica (coffee), 1698 nucleotides long. RefSeq names its product cytochrome P450 76T24-like. NCBI's taxonomy places the organism in Eukaryota, Viridiplantae, Streptophyta, Magnoliopsida, Gentianales, Rubiaceae. The record is from RefSeq and is a predicted model, not a curated record. Gene Ontology annotation, molecular function: monooxygenase activity; oxidoreductase activity, acting on paired donors, with incorporation or reduction of molecular oxygen; heme binding.
CUCAAGAGAGUGCAAAUUAUUGUAGUGUUAAAGAAAUUUGAUUUAAUUACGCCAACAAAUAGGAAGAGGGGGAAAAAGAGAAAGAAAUGCUAAUGGAUACUAUAGUGUCUUACCUUGUACUCUAUUUUGUCAUCUGGGCAUGCUUCUAUCUGCUGACAUCAAAUUUAAGGUCCCGAAAAUCAGCCACCAGACUUCCUCCGGGGCCCUAUUCGUUUCCAAUCAUCGGUAAUCUCCAUCAGGUUGGCCAAAAUCCUCAUCAAUCAUAUGCAAAACUGUCUAAAACUUAUGGACCUUUGAUGUCUCUUAAGCUAGGAAGCAAAGCAACCGUAGUCGUAUCAUCUGCAAAUGUUGCAAGAGAAGUGCUACAAAAAUAUGACCAGAUGUUUUCGGGCCGAUCAGUCACGGGUGCAGCUCAUACACUUGAUCACCACAUGGUGUCUAUGGUCUGGCUGCCUGUGUCCAGCCAAUGGCGGAACCUUCGCAAGAUGUGCAAAGAGAAUAUCUUUGCAACACAAAGACUCGAUACCAGCCAAGGCCUUCGUCAAGAAAAGCUUCAAGAAUUACGCCAUUAUUUGCAUAGGUCCAGCGUUAGCAGGAAAGCUGUGAAUGUUGGUGAUGCAGCCUUCACAACCUCUCUGAACUUAAUAUCCAGGACUCUAUUUUCUAAAGAUUUUGCCGACUAUGAUUCUGAUUCGUCUCAAGAACUCCAAGAGAUUGUGUGGAGGGUGAUGAAAAAUGUUGGCGCUUUUACUCUCUCAGAUUACUUUCCAGUUCUACGGGUGAUUGAUCCCCAGGGCAUCAUGAGGGACGCCAAGUUCUAUUUCCAAAAGUUGUUUGAUAUUUUUGAUGAUAUCAUUAAUGAACGGCUACAAGUCAGAGGUACAUCAGAGGCUAAGAAGAAUGAUCUGUUGGAAGCACUCUUGGAUCAUAGCAUAAAGAAUGAGUUUGAGUUCGGCCGCAAUGAUCUCAAACAUUUGCUUUUGGAUCUAUUUGUGGCAGGAGCAGACACUACUUCAACCACUGUGGAAUGGGCAAUGGCAGAGUUACUACGCAGCCCUGAUAAGUUUGCUAAAGCUAGAGCGGAGCUCAAGGAAAUCAUUGGACAGGAGGAAGUAGUCCAAGAAUCACAUAUCUCGAGGCUCCCUUACUUGCAAGCAGUAAUCAAAGAAACCUUUCGGCUACACCCUGCAGCACCAUUACUUGUUCCUCACAAAGCAAACGAGGAUGUAGAAAUCAAUGGUUACAUAGUGCCAAAGAACACACAAGUACUUAUCAAUGCGUGGGCUUCGGGUAGAGAUCCGACAACGUGGUCAGAUCCUGAGAUUUUUGAGCCAGAGCGAUUUUUAGACAGGGACAUUGAUGCAAGAGGCCAGCAUUUCGAGCUCAUUCCCUUUGGUGCAGGGAGGAGAAUAUGUCCAGGAUUGCCUCUGGCUUAUCGGAUGGUACACCUGAUGCUAGCUGCUUUCAUUCACAACAUUGACUGGAAACUUGAAGAGGGAAUGAAACCAGAAGAUUUGGACAUGGAUGAAAAAUUUGGGUUGUCAGUUCCAAAGGCUUUGCCUCUGGAGGCUAUUCCAGUUAAGCUGUGAGUGCGAUCCAAUAAUUUGUAGGCCUAAUCAUUUCAGAUGAUUAGAGAAAGCAUUACUUGUGAUUCUAAUGGAUAUUGAGAGUCUAUAUAAGAAUUAUGUUCGUAAACAA